GAAGAUCCAUUGUUAGGUUGAAGAGAAGGUUCUAGAAGAUAACUAUGAGUCGUAGUUUAGGGAUACCGGUGAAGCUUCUACACGAAGCAACAGGGCAUAUAGUGACAGUAGAGAUGAAGAGUGGAGAGGUUUACAGAGGAAGUAUGGUGGAAUGUGAAGAUAACUGGAAUUGCCAGCUUGAAACCAUCACUUACACUGCCAAAGAUGGAAGGGUGUCACAACUGGAGCACGUUUUUAUUCGAGGCAGCAAAGUCAGGUUCAUGAUAAUUCCUGACAUGCUUAAGAAUGCUCCCAUGUUCAAGCGGCUAGAAGCAAGAAUCAAGGGCAAAGGUACAUCACUUGGCGUUGGACGGGGGCGUGCUAUGGCCAUGCGAGCUAAAGCACAGGCAACAGGUCGUGGAGCAGCACCUGGUCGAGGUGUUGUGCCUCCUGUAAGAAGAUGAUCUCCCCACAUUGGUUGGUGUCUGGUUUUUGAGUUAGUAUAAUUCAUUGUAAUAGUGCAUGACUAGUUGCUUAAGUUUGCGUAGCUGGUCUUAUAAUUGAGAAAUGUGCAAUCUGAGAAAUGUUCGAUGUAGAAUGUUGACUUUGUAUUCCAGACAUGACUUGAUAAAACUGGAAAGUAAGCGAUUCUCAUAUUGUGGGAUUUGUGGCAACAUACAAGGGGUGUUUACCAGUCUUACUUGCGAUGUUUGGUCAAGUUUCUC
Molecule: messenger RNA, 704 nt
Organism: Lycium ferocissimum
Lineage: Eukaryota; Viridiplantae; Streptophyta; Magnoliopsida; Solanales; Solanaceae
Product: small nuclear ribonucleoprotein SmD3a-like
Exons: 5
Coding region: 45-443 (132 amino acids)
Biological process (GO): RNA processing; spliceosomal snRNP assembly
Cellular component (GO): pICln-Sm protein complex; catalytic step 2 spliceosome; U2 snRNP
Molecular function (GO): RNA binding
Source: RefSeq, a predicted model, not a curated record